ACCUACCUGGUAUCCAAACAUAACAUCGAGUGAAUCGUCUUCACUACCUGGUUUCACGGUCGGUAUUAUAUUGCGAAUAUUUGAUAUAUGUCAAUUUCACUUGACGCUGCCUAGCAAGACAUAUAUCUAUGUCUGAUUCAUAACAGUCGAUUUAUAAUGGUUAUAGCUUUCGCACUCGAGGCAUGCUGUAUCUCCUUUAACUCCGAGCUCAUCGUAUUCCGAUCCCGCUCGUAACCCCGAUUAUAACCAGGUUGUUUCCUAUCGUGUAAUCGAACACCAACAUCUCGAUUUAUUGCAUUGAUCUAUUGGUCGAAUAGUUUGAAAAGUGUCGGCUCUCAAUCCAGCAGUCUACUGAAUUAGCAUAUCUAACCUAAAGAAGAUAAACGCCGAUAGUAAUCGCCGCGACGUAAUAAGUCUGAUUUCAAAGCAUCGAAGUAUUAUAUUAGGCAGGUAGCAGGUAGCUAGGUAGCUAGUCUACCUCCGGCGUCUACCCGAUAAGCAUUUUGACAUUUUUCUUCCCCUUAAAAGAAGCAAAAUAGGUAUAAAAUAAAGAUGCCUCCUCCAAAAGGAACUCCAAACCCUCUGGAGGGUCCAGGUGACUAUGACGUGACCUCCGUCGUGCACAGUGACACGUAUCCCGCAAUUGAUCCCACUAAAGCGGAUUUCAGCGGGAAAGCGGUUCUUAUCACCGGCGCUUCCAGAGGCUUGGGCAGGGCAAUCGCCAUCUCGUUCGCCAAGGCCGGGGCGUCGAUGAUCGCGGUCGGGGCUCGGUCCGAUCUCUCCGCUACGGUCGACGAGGUUAAAGCGGCGGCUCAGAGGGUGGGAAAACCGGAGCCGAAAGUUUUAGCUCUCGAGCUCGACGUGGCCGACCCGAAGAACGUCGACGAUGCGGCCACCAAAGUCAAAGAGAGCUUUGGACGCUUAGACGUCGUGAUUAACAACGCUGGCAUUUUCGACGCAUCCAAGAUCCUAGAUACUGAUCCCGAAGCGUGGUGGAAUAUAUGGAGGGUAAACGUUAUGGGCCCGUUUAACACCACGCGCUCGUUCCUCCCGCUGCUAUCCCAGAGCAGCAUCAGGACGAUAGUCACGUUUAGCAGCGUCGGAGCUCAUUUGGUAGGACCGGGGCUUAGCGCAUACCAGUCCUCCAAGCUAGCGGUGCUGCGUCUUUCCGAAUUUAUCUCGGCGGAGUACGGCGACAGGGGUAUAGUGGCGUACGCCAUACACCCGGGAAAUAUUUUAACGGAUAUGGUCGCCGGCGUCAUGACUCCCGAGCUUAAGAAAGUGUUUACCGAAACGCCAGAAUUAAGCGCGGAUUCUUUGGUGUAUCUGACAUCGGAAAGGCGAGAUUGGCUUGCUGGUAGAUAUAUCAACGUUACUUGGGAUUUGCCGGAGUUGGUGGAAAAGAAAGACGAGAUUGUCAAAGGCGACAAAUUGAAAGUGCGACUAAUUGUAUAAGAAGUAGAUUGCACAAUCAUAAGUACAUAGGUAUCUUAUAUAUCAGCACAAGUUACAGGGAUAAAA
Molecule: messenger RNA, 1521 nt
Organism: Daldinia caldariorum
Lineage: Eukaryota; Fungi; Ascomycota; Sordariomycetes; Xylariales; Hypoxylaceae
Product: NAD(P)-binding protein
Exons: 4
Coding region: 553-1455 (300 amino acids)
Molecular function (GO): oxidoreductase activity, acting on the CH-OH group of donors, NAD or NADP as acceptor
Source: RefSeq, a predicted model, not a curated record